GGCCCAGCUGUGUUAAACAGGGAAGCGAUUGGAGUGCAGAGGGAGAAGUGCUGGGCUGCUAGUAGCCACCUGUGGCAAGUGGAGGAGCCAGACAAGGUUAGGAGACUGAUUGAUAGAAAAAGAUUGGACCUUAGAGCAAAACAGGAGGAUGAAGACUUGGCAGGCAAAGUUCCGGGGCUGGAGACAGCGGUGGAGGUGGCUACCAGCGUCGGAGGAGGUCUGCACCCAGGCACAGACGUAUAUGCGUGUCUUUAUAAGGUUGUGGCAGAUAAAACUCCAUAUGGCAGCAUUGAAGAAAUUACACGAAAAGUCUCUAUUGGGCCAACAAGAUUUGGCCAUCCAUGUUUCUACAGCCCUGAGGAUAUAAAAUUGGCAAACCUCACUAUCAAACAUGGUGAGCAGAUCACCUUCAACUCUGUGGAAGAGGUCAAUGGAACGAUGGCUGUGAACUGUGGUGUGGUCAGAAAUAACCAGUCUCAUUCAUUUACUUUGCCCCUUUCACAAGAAGGAAAAUUCUACGAGUGUGAAGAUGACCAGAUAUACACCCUAAAAGAGAUUGCAGAAUGGAAAAUCCCUAAGAGCAGAAAACGGAUUGUCAAACUUUCCAAUACUUUACAUACGUGGGACUCCUCUAGCCUACUUCCUGAGAAUUUUGAUGGCUGCUUGAUUCUCACGCCUGUCUAUGAAGUGCAGGCAGUAAUGAAAUUUCGAAAGGACAUAGUUCAUAUCCUCUCAGAUCUAGAUGUUGAGGUCAAGGAUAUAACAGACUGUUCCGAUAUUAACUCUUUCCUUCAGCCACUGUCUUUGGAAGAUGUAUUUGAGAGAACAAGCAAGGAAUUUCCUAUGGUUGCUGAGAUAAUGGAAGGACCUUCAGGAAGCCAAAAACCUUAUAACUUAUUGCAUACAGGGAAAGAGAUCAUCAUCUACAAAAAGUACCAGGCAACAAGAGUCUUAGCCUCUGAGAUCAGAAGUGAUUCUCCCAAAAGACAUUUUUUAAUCCCUAUGAGCUACAAAGGAAAGUUCAAGAGAAGACCUCGAGAAUUUCCAACUGCCUAUGACUUAGAGAUAGCAAGAAGUGAAAAGGAACAGCUUCAUGUUGUAGCAACUAAAGCCUUUGAUUCCCCUCAUAGAGAGCUUUUUUCUGUUUCUGUUGGAGAUCAAUUUCUAGUUCAGCAAUGCCAGACUAGUGAAGUUCUGUAUGAGGGAAGAAAGAAAGUCAUAGACGUUUUAGCUUGUGAACAAAUACUAAGUGAUACAUAUAAGAAAGUGCUCCUCCCUAUGUACAUGGAAGGUGGCUUUGUGGAAGUGAUUCAUGACAAGAAACAGUACCAGCUUUCUGAGAUUUGCAAAGAAUUUCGUUUGCCUUUUAAUGUCAAAGUGUCUGUGAGGGACCUUUCUGUUGAGGAAGAUGUCUUGGCUGCUGUGCCUGGGCUGCAGUUUGAAGAAGAAAUCACAGACUCUUAUUUGCUGAUCAGUGGCACCAGCAGUCCAGUGGAGAGCUGGGAGAUUCCUGUAUAUCGCUUAAACAUGUCAGUCCAUUUGCUCAGCAAAGAUAUCCAGACAGUUGUACCUCCUGUGACUAAGACAACAGUGGAAGAGAUCAGCGAAGAGCAGUACUAUAUGGUGCGAAGAUAUGAAAACCAAACCCUUCAUCCACCACCCAGGCCUCCCAAAAAGCCAACGACACUUUCACCAAAACAGGUUUUUGCAGUCCCUAAGCAUGGCAUGUCUGAUGUACUACAGGCUCCAAAG
Molecule: messenger RNA, 1752 nt
Organism: Phaethon lepturus (White-tailed tropicbird)
Lineage: Eukaryota; Metazoa; Chordata; Aves; Phaethontiformes; Phaethontidae
Product: protein THEMIS-like
Exons: 3
Biological process (GO): T cell receptor signaling pathway
Source: RefSeq, a predicted model, not a curated record